This is a messenger RNA of Botrytis porri, 1329 nucleotides long. RefSeq lists its product as uncharacterized. The transcript has 4 exons. The record is from RefSeq and is a predicted model, not a curated record. Lineage: Eukaryota; Fungi; Ascomycota; Leotiomycetes; Helotiales; Sclerotiniaceae. Bases 1 to 1329 code for a protein of 442 amino acids.
AUGACACAGUCUGUCUUUACAGGCGACGACACCACCUACCCCACACAGAAGCAAAUCCGACAGAUUGUGGACGAAAAUUUUGAAGCAAAAUCUGCAUAUCUCGAUGGCUUGAAUCCGAAGAAAAUCUCAGAAAAGCCCGAUUCAACCGCCAGAAAACAACUUCGUCAUAUUCCUUCCAGUAUUCAUCCCGUAAAGACGAUAACAAAUGCUCCGCUUGAAAAAUUUAAUUUUGCAUUGGAAUUUGGCACAACAACCUGUGAAAGCAAAGAUGGAGAUAGUGGUUCGCCGCAAGAAAGUAGAACCACGAACGAAAGAAAUGGAAAUAUUUCUACCAAUAGGUUCAUCAAGACUGACGGUGCAGUUGUUGCAUUUCAACCUCCGCAUGAAAUCGAUAAAUCCUGCCGUGGAGGUACAGAGAACGCGGCAACUGAUGCAGGGGAACUGUUUGAUGUCCAGAGUGUUCAGGAGCAAAAGUGCAAGGCAUAUAGUCAUAAUUUGGAAGGAACUGCUGAUACAGACCAGAUUUUAAGUGCUUCGAACUCCUGCAGAGAUAAGGAUGAAGUGCUCGGUAGCAAUCGACAGAUAAGUGACGAGGUACAAAAUAAUACUCAAAAAUUUGAAAUCUCUAUCUCUCCGGUCAUCAAAAAAUCAUUCAAGAGAUGUCGCAGAAAUAGCGAACCUGAUUUUGGGCAACUUCGUUCAAAAAGGGCUCGAUCCGAAGAACAUGGGCAGUAUCUGACAAAAUUAUUUGCAUCUAGCAGGGAAGAAAUUCAUUCCAAAUCUACCUUCCCACGAUCUUGGUGGUUACCAACGGCCUACGAGAGAUUAAUGAGCCAACCUGAUACCAAGAUCUGCGACCCAGAAACCCAAUGUAUAAUCCUCAAAGAAGCCAACGAAGCUCUAACCACCGCCUGUUACGAGUGGUGUGCCAGGCAUCACCCAACAAGACUACGAGAAAUGAAAUGGUUGCGGCGCUCGAGGGCGCAACUCCACUUGUUUUACCGCAAUGUUGUUCAAUGGGAGAUAUCUAUGAGCACCUUGAUUUUACUCGGAAACCAAAGGACCUCCACUUUCUUAUCGCUGCUCAACGUUGUCGCACAGAUUAGACAUUGCGAUAUCCACGAUGAUAAGGAACUGCCAAUCCAGCUCUUAGAUAUCAUGUUGGAGGAUGCUGUUAGCUUGGCAAUUAUGGUUCGAGAUCCGAAACACACACAAAAGUUGCGGGAUAUAAGGGAUCAUGUCAGACUAGAGGACCCAACUUUUUUUUUAAUGAUGCUGCUGAACUUAAUGAUGUUCGAUCCCGUAUUUGCACCAAAUAUGGGAGGUUAG